AUGAAAGAAGAUGAAUCUCUUCAACUCUUUUCUAACAAAGCAUUCGACAAAAAUCACCCUGAAGAUGAUUAUUUGGAGCUGUCAAAAUUUGUGGUUGAAUACACAGGAGGUCUUCCCUUGGCACUUGAUAUUUUGGGUACUUUUCUUUAUAGAAGAAGUAUGGCCGAGUGGACAGAUGCUUUGGAUAGGUUGAAGCAAAAUCCAGAUGAUAAAAUUCUUCAGGUGCUUGAAAUAAGUUAUGAUGGGUUAAAUGAGGAAGAAAAGACAGUAUUUCUAGAUAUUGCUUGUUUUUUCAGAGGAUGGAAGAAAGAUGAAGUAACCCAAAUUUUGGAAAGUUGUGAUCUUCACCCAACAAUAGGAAUAAAAGUUUUGAUUGAAAAAACUUUACUUGUUGAAAUGGAAGAUCAUCUUGGAGGCUGCAUUUUAGAGAUGCAUGAUUUACUUCAACAAUUGGGUAGGCAUAUUAUUGGUCGAGAAUCUAACAAUGUUCACGAGCGUAGCAGGUUGUGGUUGUCAGAGGACAUCGAGCAAGGAUCACAAGAAAUAAAAGCUAUUGUUCCGGUUGGAACUCAAUAUCCAGUUGAAGUACAUAAAGAAGCCUUUUCAAAAGAUCUCCCGCUUGAAACUCCAUCAUUGGAUAAACUAGUUGCUAUUAAAAUGACUCAUAGCAAAAUAAAGCGACUUUGGAAUGGAGUACUGUCUAUGAAAAAGUUGAAGCAUAUUGAUCUAUCCCAUUCUCGUGAUUUGAAUGAAACACCAGACUUCUCAGGAGCUCCAAAUUUAGAAUAUUUAAUCCUUGUUAGGUGCUCAUCCCUUGUAAGGGUUCAUCCCUCACUUGGAGAGUUAAAAAAGCUUGUUCGUGUGAACUUGAGUGAUUGCUAUCGUCUACAAUAUCUACCAAGAAAGCUGAAAGCAGAAUCUUUGAUAGAGUUAAAUCUUAGUUGGUGCUUUGAAGUUGCAGUGCUCCCAGAGUUUGGGAAAGGAAUGAAAAGUUUAUCCUUGCUUGAUGCAAGCAGUGCUUCUGUAACUAGACUUCCUGAAUCAUUUAGACACCUAACUGGUCUUAAAGAGUUGAAUUUGAGUCAUUGCAACUUUCGUGAUGAAUCAAUCUUUGAUCAUUUUGGAAAUUUAUCAUCACUAGUUAUAUUGGAUUUAGGAGGAAACAGUGCUUUUGUUUAA
Messenger RNA from Prosopis cineraria, 1179 nucleotides. RefSeq names its product disease resistance protein Roq1-like. Gene Ontology annotation, biological process: defense response. The coding region runs from base 1 to 1179 and encodes 392 amino acids. Gene Ontology annotation, molecular function: ADP binding; protein binding. Lineage: Eukaryota; Viridiplantae; Streptophyta; Magnoliopsida; Fabales; Fabaceae. The transcript is spliced from 4 exons. The record is from RefSeq and is a predicted model, not a curated record.